Molecule: messenger RNA, 1447 nt
Organism: Diabrotica balteata
Lineage: Eukaryota; Metazoa; Arthropoda; Insecta; Coleoptera; Chrysomelidae
Source: the annotation of a GenBank genome assembly
AGAUUCGAAUAAUUUGUUACUACUGUCAUAUUAAAUUUAAAUUCAGCAUCGUCGUCAUCUUUUCCGCCUAAAUUCACGUUUCAUUAGCAUGACCUGCCAGUCGUACCCACCACCAACAAGAAAAUGUAUGAAACUCAUCUAUGCUAGACAAAUUUUUGAUUCCAAAGGUGUUCCAACGGUUGAAGUAGACCUUAUUACUGAUUUGGGUUUAUUCAGAGCUUCAAUUCCUUCUGCAAAUAGUCAAGGUCCUUACGAUUGUGUUGAAAUCCGAGAUGAAAACGACAAAGACUUUCAUGGAAAAGGUGUCUGCAAGGUGGUUCAUAAUAUCAACUCAAUAAUUGGUCCUGAGCUUCUAAAGCAAGAGUUUGACGUCACGGAACAAGAGAAAGUUGACCAGUUCUUAAAAGACCUCGAUGGCACAGAGAAUAAAUCAAAAUUUGGAGCAAAUUCCUUAUUAGGAGUUUCGCUAGCUGUUUGUAAGGCAGGAGCUGCCAAAAGAGGUCUACCGUUGUAUAGACACAUAGCAGAUUUGGCGGGUAUAAAGACCGUUGUGCUUCCGGUUCCCGUUUUUAGUGUUAUGAUGGGCGGGCAACUAGCGAGCAAUAAAUUGCCAUAUAAGGAGUUCAUGAUACUUCCCACAGGAGCUACAUCGUUCGCAGAAGCCAUGAAGAUGGGGACCGAAACCUACCAUUGCCUAGCCAAAAUUCUCCGGGAUAGAUAUGGGGUAGCAGCAGUAACAGUAGGUGACGCGGGAGGCUUUGUUCCAGCAAAUAUUAAAACCACGAAAGAAGCACUUCAGUUCAUAGUUAGAGCUAUCCAAGCUGCAGGGUACACUGGUAGGGUUCAAAUUGGUAUGGAUGCAGCUGCUUCCAAAUUUCUUGUUAGAGGUCUUUACGAUCUAGACUUUAAGAAUAGAAAAUCUGAUCCAAAGAAGAGAAAGAAACCUAACGACAUGCUUAAAAUCUACACAGACAUGGUAAAUACUUAUCACAUUGUAUCAAUACAAGAUCCAUUUGACAAAGAAGAUUUUCACGCUUGGGCAAACAUUAACUCCAGGCUGCAUAUCCAGAUCGUCGGAAAUGAACUUACUGCAGCAAACCCACAAAGAAUAAUGACAGCCGUAAAUGAAAAAGCUUGUAAUGCGUGCGUCUUAAACUUGAUUCAGAUUGGCACCGUAAGUGAAGCAAUUAGAAUACACUUAUUGGCUAAAGAAAAUGACUUAGGAACCGUGAUCUGCCACAGCGAUGGAGAAACAGAAGACACGUUUGAAGCAGACUUUGCCGUGGGGCUGUCGAAUGGGCAAGUUAUUUUUGGAGCACCUUGUCGAGCUGAACAUCUAAGCAGAUACAAUCAAAUUCUCCGCAUUGAAGAAGAACUGGGAAAAGAAGUUCGCUACGCUGGCCAAGCUUUUAGGAGACCAUUAUAAAGCUUAGAUACAAUAAACAUU